Molecule: messenger RNA, 1224 nt
Organism: Doryrhamphus excisus (bluestripe pipefish)
Lineage: Eukaryota; Metazoa; Chordata; Actinopteri; Syngnathiformes; Syngnathidae
Product: peroxisomal trans-2-enoyl-CoA reductase
Biological process (GO): fatty acid beta-oxidation
Cellular component (GO): mitochondrion
Molecular function (GO): 2,4-dienoyl-CoA reductase (NADPH) activity
Source: RefSeq, a predicted model, not a curated record
CAUUGAUGGGGUGGUAUUUGAUUUAAAAAGCGACGGUGUAAGAUGACAAGUUGAGCAGCUGAGUCAUCAUGUCAGACAAGGUGGUGUUGGUUCUUGGUGGAGCAGGAACUGUGGGCUCCGGGAUAGUUCAAGCCCUGUUGGAUAAAGGUUCCAAAGUUGCCGUGAUCUCGCGAGACAACAAUCGGCUGGAGAGACUCAGAUCAUCUCUCUCUCCCAACACAAAACAUCAUCUCGUCACAAUAGUGGGGGAUGUCGGGUCCGAGGAAGGAGCAGAGAAGGCCAAAGAGGUCCUGCUGCAGAAGGUGGGGAAGGUUACUGAUGUGGUUUCCUCUCUGGGCUUCAGCUGGUGGCAGGGGGGACCUCCACAUACCCAGACUCUCAAAGACCUGCACUGGGUCAUUGAGUCGUUACUAUUUAGUACGUUUGUGUCAUGGAAGGCCUUCUUUCCCUUGGUGAGGGACGAUGCCAACUGUAGCUACACCUUCAUCACAGGGGGCGCAGGUGAGAAGCUUCUGAUGCCCGGGACUGGUUUCCUGACUGUAGGAGCCGCCAGCGCCCUGGCCUUCUGCCAGGUUCUAAGAGAGGAGUACCCAGACCUGUCCUGUAAGCUCUACCAGGUGAUUAUCAACACAGGUGUCGCUACUCCGGAUCGACUGACCCCUGGGUACUUGAACCACAUGGAUCUGGGUGAGGCUGUAGCCAAACUGGUGGAGGGACAAAACGCAUCCAACAACGUCUUCACCAUCAGCUGCCCCGCAGACUUAGAAACUGUUUUUCUCUAAUUUUUGGAAACUCCACAUGUUCUAGCUUGUCCCACUUUCUCCGGUUCCCGAACUUGGUAGAAACUCCUGUCGAUCUGUGUAGUAGAAAAUUCUGUGUACAAGAUGAAACCCUUAAGGUUCUGUCCCACUGCGCCGUUUAAUGAUUCCAUAUGAAAAACUAAGGCGUACGGUUUUUGGACUUUCUUUGGAUUCCAGCUGGUUUACAGCGAGGGAUGUCCGAUAUUGGCUUUUUUGUCAAAAACAAAAAAAAUGCCGAUAUUGUCCAACUCUUAAUUUCCGAUACUGAUAUGUGUAACAUGACAUUGAACACAAAUGUGUUGUAAAAGCCGAUCCGAAAAAUCCGAAAAAUCCGAAAAAUCUGAAAAAUCCAAAAAAUCCAAAAAAAUCCAAAAAAUCCGAAAAAUCCGAAAAAUCCGAAAAAUCCGAAAAAUUCGAAAAAUCC